Trichoderma reesei QM6a is the source of this 4440-nucleotide messenger RNA. RefSeq lists its product as uncharacterized. Bases 1 to 4440 code for a protein of 1479 amino acids. The transcript has 2 exons. Gene Ontology annotation, molecular function: protein binding. Lineage: Eukaryota; Fungi; Ascomycota; Sordariomycetes; Hypocreales; Hypocreaceae. The record is from RefSeq and is a predicted model, not a curated record.
AUGCCGGCAUUCGACCAGCUGCCUGACUCGCCCAAGAAGGGCCGGGUCAUCAAGUCGGCGUACGACAGCGAGAGCUUCGAGGCCGAUGGCUCAAUCCAUGUCGAGGGCGUCGUUGGCUCGGCCACUAUUUCGCCCUCAGGGAGGGACAUUGCUCUGGCGUCACCCGAAGGCCUUGCAAUCAUCGACUUGGACUCGCCGUACAGCCCGCCGCGGCGUCUUCGAGGUUCUGGCCAGCCGUGGCUGGUAGUCGACGUGCAGUGGUCCCCCUUCUCAGCUCGAGACUACUGGGUUGUGUCGACAGCAAACCACCGUGCGCUGGUAUGGAACUUGAAUCUCCGGGACGAUUCGAGCACUGGCGCAAUUGAGCACUCUCUUCAGGGCCACACCCGAGCCAUCACUGACGUCAACUUCUCGGCCCACCAUCCCGAUCUGCUGGCGACCUGCUCUGUCGAUGGCUACGUGCAUUGGUGGGAUCUGCGCCGGCCUCGCCAACCCGUACUUACAUUUUGUGACUUCUUUGCCGGCGCCACGCAGGUCAAGUAUAAUCGUCGCGAUCCGCACAUUCUAGCCUCAUCGCACGACCGCUGGUUGCGCAUCUGGGACGAGCGCAAGGUGUCGGAGCCUGUCAAGUCCAUCACGGCGCACACGUCGAAGAUUUAUGGCCUGGACUGGAAUCGGACAAAGACGACUGGCCUUGUCACAUGCUCGCUGGAUCAGAGCAUAAAAUUCUGGGACUACAGCAAUGACGGCAAUGAGCUGGAACAUGUGAUUCAGACCGAGUAUCCGGUUUGGCGAGCCCGCCAUACACCCUUUGGACACGGCCUCCUCGCGAUGCCCCAGAACGAGCCGGGAGACCUGUAUUUGUAUGAGCGCCUAUGGUCCAAGGACCCCACUAUCGAGAAAUCGCAGAGACCAGUUGCUGUGUUUCCGGGCCAUGGAGGCCACCAGGCAAAGGAAUUUCUCUGGAGAUCCCGAGGAGGGGUCACAGAAGACAACAUCGACGAGCGAGAGUUCCAGCUUGUAUCGUGGGGAACGGACAACGAGCUGAGAUUGCACUGCAUCGACCCCAGUAUCUUCGCCGCCGUUGGGUACAAAAAAGGGCAACCGGCCGAGGACGGCAUCAGCCUCACGCGGAAAGGCGCGACAUACAAGACCUUUCGCACAGUUGACGACGGGUCUAACCUCGACAAGCGAGCGAGUACAAUGAAAGAUUCCAGAACAAGCACAAGCGGAGUAGGCCACAGGCAGAGCGCCCUCACGGCUGCCGCACGAGCUUCUGCGCCAUUUGGCCGUCAGAUGCGGCCGGCGUGGCGUGGGCCAUCGAUGAAGGUCAAGAGUGGAUCGGGCAAGAGGCUGGAUCCGAGUCAGGCCCAAAUCGGUUGGAUGAAGGGGAUUAGCAUCACGAAGAGAAAGGGUAUCCUGGACGGGCCUAGGCGGCUGAUGUCCAAGGACUCCGGCGUCAUGGGUCACGGCUACCCUGACGACCAAUGGGGAGAGCCCGACACCAUUCAAGAGGAGCUCUUGCGCGUCAGUACCCAGAUCCCAAAGGUCAAGUGGGAUAACAUUGACAUGGAUAACUUGAGCCUGACUGCCUCACUUAAUGGUCCGUGGGGGAAGGACGGAGAAGCCAUCUUCAUCAAGGUGAAGAUUGACAUACCCCUGGAGUAUCCCAAGCUCAAGGCACCGAGAUUCAUGAUUGAGAAGAGCUCAUUCAUGCCGGAAGAAACGCGCAAACGACUGGACCGUGAGCUACAUGAGCUUGCUGACCAGUUUUUGCGGAGAAAGCAAAACUGCCUGGAGGUGAUAUUCACCUACUUGCUGGGUGAAGUUGAUCUCGAAUCAAGCACCACCUUUUUCAAAAACGUCCGCGACCUGGAUGAUGACCUUGAUGGGUUAGCCGACGAUAGCUCGACCGAUGAGGAAGAAGACAUCCCGGCAGGAGGGUCAGCAUCCAUGUCCCAAGAGCUGCCUCCUGCUGAUGCGGAUACUGCAAUCGCAACUCCAGCCCGUCUCAUCAUCCCCCCGCCUCCCCUCACUUGUGGCGCUCGGUUUUCGCACGACGGCCGCCUUAUUUGCUUUUUCCCAACAAAGGAAGAAAAGGCUCGGGUUCUGUACCAAACAAGUGCGGAUGUGAACAAGGACCGCCCGAGGAUGGAGCCGUUCUUUGCGGGCUUUGGCCGCCUCACACACGACCCUCCUCCGCGGUACAAGUACACCACGGAGGAGGCAUCCGCUUCGGAAGAUCAGUCAGACUCUGGCGAAACAGACGAGACAUCGUCGUCAUCGGAUGACUCUGAGUCUACGUCGAUACACAAGAUGAGCCUGUGGUAUCAUUCCAGCCGCCAUCUCAGGAAGACCUGGAGCGAGGAUCGAUCCAUCCGAUCCAGCGGCGGCGGGACGGGCACGGGGACGGGAGUAGGCACUGCCACGGGUACUGGAGCAAGCCGUCGAAGGAUUGCCCGACCCCGGAACGUCAUCUCCAUUCACGAUCUACGACCAGACCUGCCUUCCAAGAAGGAGUUCGCCCAGGAGUAUGCCAUCUUUGGGGAUGGAGCAGAUGUCUGCAAGCAUAACGCAAGCGUCGCGGAGAAGUACGGGUACACUGAUCUCAUGAAUGUUUGGCAGUACCUGGGUCUGCUCUUGAAGAAGGGGAUCCCACUCGAGGUCUUGGCCAGCAACCAGAGUCGGAGCUCCAUCCUUGUCAUUGCCCGCGACGUUGUGUCCAAGACGCGCGCACUGGAGAACGAGCAAGGCGGCACCCCAGGAGAUGGUGCCUUGCUAGGUAGGGUCAAAUGGGGUCGACACCCGCUUGCCAAGGACUUUAUCAUGGAGCUCUUCAACUACUUUGAAAAGAUUGCCGACAUCCAGAUGCUGGCGAUGCUGUCAUGCAUCUUUAGCGAAUCCUCAGCCGAUGACAGCGUCGCCUACGUUGAGUCGCAACUCCCGUCGCAAGAAACGCCGCUGCCCUUGAAGGCACCGUCCUUCUCCCUGGACUACUUCCCCACAGACGCUACUAUGUGGAACAUAUAUGGUCGAGGCGUACCACAUUCGAACGUCACGACACCGGGGACUCUUCACACGCCGCUCCCUUACGCUGGCUCGCACGCCUCGGAUGAUGGUAUCAUGUGGGCUGGGGAACCGGCCACAAACUCAUUUUCAUGUGGCGAGACGCCGCCGUCGAAACCGAGACCCCUCACCGCGGAUGCAGAGCCUCCGUCAACAGUGCUAUCUCGAUCGCCCUCCAACCGGCCUCUUUCAAGGGUCAGCACUGGGCUAAGCUCGGCGUUCUCGACAAACUUCCCGCGGUCGUUUACGGGAGCAAGUUCGAACUCACCGCCCGCCGGCCAGCUGAGGAAGAAGCCAAGCCCGGCAGAGAUGAUUCUGAACACGCUGACACCGCGUACUGGGUAUGCCAGCGCAGGCCCAUCCUACCCCGUUGGCGAUUCCAGCGAAGGUAGGAAUUCAGUUUCCGACGAUGAAUUCCGGCGCGACGACCUGUUGUCUCUGGUGCCUGUCAAGGUGUCCGUGUUCGUGGAAGAUCAGACAAUAUUCGACGAUGACGGGUGGCUGAGUGAGCCCUUGCUGGAGCCAAGCCGUGCUCACAUUUACGCCAACUACCGAUAUGCAUAUGCAGAGAUGCUGCAGAUGUGGCGGCAGCCCCUCGCCCGACUGGAGGUCAUGAAGUUCAACGUCUUGAAGGACGAGCUGCCGUUUACGGGGCCAGAGGGAAGCUUCCAUGACUCGUUUACGCUCCACGAUGGGGCGAGCGGGAAUGCUACCCAUGUCAAGACAGGGUCAUCGCCCAUCAUCAUGGGGAAGAAGGACCAGCUCCAAGUUCUGGCUGCAUCGGGCCGUGGCUUGGAUGUCACGGGAAUCUGCCGCGUUCACGAGAUUCAGCUGGAUCCUCUACGGUACACAUCAUCCGAGUCCAAGGUUGGCGGAGCGGUGGGGACGUGCGACCGCUGCCAUCGUGUGCAGUCCCAGCUCCGCUGCGUAUACUGCCUGGAGCCUGUAGACGCUCUGUUCCCGCCGUGUCUGUCCUGCGGUUGCGCGUUCCACGAGGACUGUCUUGCCGAGUGGCACGCUGCGGGCGAGACGUUUUGCCCCGCGGGAGACGAGUGCAACUGCGUUGAAGAAGCCAUCAACGGCCAGGUGGAGUCUUGGGCGGCUCUCCAAGGCGCCAUGAAGAAGUCACAGCCCAAGUCGAUGAUGCUGCCGGGCUCAGCCGUUGGCGGCAGCGAUGAAGAGGACGAGAAACACCGCAAGGGGGGCACCAACGGCGGCACCAACGGCGACUGGGAGCGCGUCGGCAGGAAUGUGCCGAGCAGGGCACAAGGCGCAGCGUCGACGCCUGGCUUGAGUUUUGUACGGUUCAAGACGCCUACGGGGGCCUGGUCGAGGGCCUCGAGCCAAAGACGGAAUGCGAAGAGGGGGAACUAA